This is a messenger RNA of Scleropages formosus (Asian bonytongue), 1102 nucleotides long. It is a transcript of the gene rnf212, whose product is annotated as ring finger protein 212. Gene Ontology annotation, biological process: protein sumoylation; homologous chromosome pairing at meiosis; reciprocal meiotic recombination. Bases 65 to 1015 code for a protein of 316 amino acids. The transcript has 13 exons. Gene Ontology annotation, molecular function: SUMO transferase activity. The record is from RefSeq and is a predicted model, not a curated record. Gene Ontology annotation, cellular component: synaptonemal complex. Lineage: Eukaryota; Metazoa; Chordata; Actinopteri; Osteoglossiformes; Osteoglossidae.
AAGAAAGGGGGAGCAGAGCGUGUGCUGUUGGCAGAGCGGAGAGGGGAAGUACAGACAGUGAGAGAUGUCCACCUGGAUCUGCUGUAGCUCCUGCUUUCACCCACCAGCAGCCAACUUUGGCCUUGCCGUCACCAGCUGCGGCCACAUUGUGUGCAGCGUCUGCUUUCAGAAAGGCAAACAAGGAGAGUGCCUCAUUUGUAAAUCAAAAUGUCAGGUUAGAGCACUUUCAGAAAAUAGCAACUCAGAAGUGAAGGCCUUCUUCUCUGACAUCAGUACUGUUACAACUAAAUACUUCACAGAAAUAAGCAAGGUGUUGCUCUUCCAGGCAAGACACAGAAAGAGGCUGUUGGCAUAUUACCAGAAGAAAAAUGAGAAACUGGAGGAGCUUUUAUAUAAGAUCAAGCAAGAAAUGCAUGACAUGAACAAGAAAGUAGCAGAGCAGAAGGCGUACAUUGAAAAGUUAGAAAAUGCACUUAAACAUCAAAGUACACGAAUAACCCCAAAGCCUCAUGUUCCUGCUGCCUUCUUAGGCCCCUUAGUGACACGUUCUGCUGUGCAAAAGAUCCCUUACACAUCCCCACUGUCCCUUUCACGACACCCGUCUUCACAGUGCCUCAGCGGUGCACCCUUCUCUAGGACUCAGCCAAUGGAUAUGAACGCAGAGGACCAAUUUAGGAAGCCAGAGAUCUCAAGAAGUGUUUCCAGGUUGUCCCUGAUGAGCCCCCCUCAGGAGGGAACCAUGGGUGCUGUGCUCUCUCGGUCUUCCAGUCAGAGUUCCCUGACCGCUGGAACCUUCUCCGCUUGCUCUUCUACUGCCAGCAGAGAGAAGUUCUUUAGUUUUUCAAACUACAGACAGAGUCCCACAUUGGCUCCUUCACCGGUCCCAUCCUUUCAGAGAGGGGCCACGUGGGAGACCCCUGCUUUCAAGCCUUCAGUGUCCUUUGCUUGUCCCACUGUCUCGUCUCUACGGCCGUGUCCUUUGAACCUUGCUCGGCUCCCGCCCAAGCAAGAAUAGGUUCGUAAACCGCAUUGUUCACUGAGAUGGGAAUCGCAGUGAUGUCCUGCUGCAUGUGUGGUUACAGCAGGAGAUGCAACAAUGUCA